AUGUCCAACCUUUUGGAGGCUUCAUCGAGAACGAAAUUCUCCAAAGGAAAAAUUACAUGUGGGACCGCUGCAUGCCUUUUGGUGGCUUAUGGAGUUCGAAAAUAUUAUCCAAAAUUAUUUGGAAACAAAAAUAUUACUUCAAGAUCUACAAAGUCAGCUGAUUCUGAUGAUAAAAGCAAAAAUGAGAAUGACCAGAUUACACUGUGUGAGGACUCAAAAACUAUAUCCAAACGUAGUGCUGGAGUCAACAAAUACUUUUACAAACAACUUAAAGACUUAUUGAAAAUAAUUAUUCCAAGUCCAUGGACAAAGGAGUUCGGGUUGCUCAUUUUGCACACUGGCAGUUUGAUAGCCAGAACAUUUUUAUCAAUUUAUGUAGCGAAAUUAGAUGGUCGAAUUGUAAUGACAAUAGUUCAACGAGAUGUAGUUAAGUUUUUAAUGCAAUUGGCUAAAUGGUUGCUCAUUGCUGUGCCAGCAACUUUUAUCAAUAGUUUGAUUAGAUAUUUAGAGAGCAAACUUGCACUGGCAUUCCGUACAAGACUUGUCAAUCAUGCAUACAAGUUAUACUUUAAGAAUCAAACAUAUUAUGCUGUCAGUAACCUUGACAGUAGGCUUUCAAAUGCAGAUCAAUGUUUGACUGAAGAUAUAACCAGUUUCACGUCAUCAUUGGCUCAUCUAUAUUCAUGUUUAACAAAGCCACUUUUAGAUGUUGCAAUGAUGUCAUUUGCACUUAAUAGUUUAGCUAGUAGUAGGGGAGCUAGUUCCAAAGUUCCCAUUAUUGUAGCUGCAACUGCAAUUGCUGCUACAACGAAAAUUUUGAGGGCAGUUGCUCCAAAGUUUGGUAAAAUGGUAGCUGAGGAAGCAAAAAGAAAAGGUUAUUUACGAUAUGUGCAUUCAAGAAUUAUAACUAAUGCUGAAGAAAUUGCAUUUUAUGGUGGUCACCAGGUUACAUUAACUGAACAAAUGGAGAUUAUAUUUUCUAAAAGAUUGUGGUAUGUAAUGUUAGAACAGUUUUUAAUGAAGUAUGUUUGGAGUGCUUGUGGUUUAAUCAUGGUAGCUGUACCUAUUAUAACUGCUACUGGAAGACGAACAGAUGGUAGUUUAGUAGAUGAAGACCCUGAUGGUGGUGUCAGUGAAAGAACAAGAUCUUUUACUACAGCCAGAAAUUUGUUAAUCAGUUCAGCUGAUGCUAUUGAAAGGAUGAUUUCUUCAUAUAAAGAGAUAACAGAAUUAGCAGGUUAUACAUCAAGAGUAUCUGAAAUGUUUGAGGUUUUCCGUGAUAUUAAUCAAGGUCAUUUCAGUCGUCAACUAGUCACUAAGCCAAAAAAUAAUCUUACCAAAAUAGAUGGACCAAUUCUUUCACGAGGUGAAGUAGUGGAUAUUGAUGGUAAGAUAUAUAUAGAAGAUUUACCUAUUAUUACUCCUAAUGGUGAUAUUAUAGUAUCUAGUCUUUCUUUACAGAUGGAAGCAGGAAUGCAUUUAUUAAUUACUGGUCCAAAUGGAUGUGGUAAAUCAUCGUUAUUUCGUAUAUUAAGUGGUUUAUGGCCAGUAUAUAGUGGUAAACUUUAUAAACCACCAUUAUCUUCUUUAUUUUAUAUUCCACAACGACCAUAUAUGUCUAUAGGUAGUUUACGAGAUCAAGUUAUUUAUCCUGAUACUGUAGAAGAUAUGACUAGAAAAGGUUUUAUAGAUUCUGAUUUAUUGAAUAUACUAGAAAUAGUACAUUUAAAACAUAUUGUACAUAGAGAGGGAGGUUGGGAUAUUGAAAGUGAUUGGAAAGAUGUGUUAUCAGGGGGUGAGAAACAACGAAUGGGAAUGGCUAGAAUAUUUUAUCAUAGACCAAAGUUUGCUCUAUUAGAUGAAUGUACGAGUGCUGUAUCUAUAGAUGUAGAAAGUAAGAUAUAUCAAACAGCUAAAGAUUCUGGUAUAACACUUUUAACUAUUACUCAUAGACCUUCUUUAUGGAAGUUCCACACUCAUUUAUUACAAUUUGAUGGUGAAGGAGGGUGGAGAAUGGAACAGCUAGAUACCAGUACCAGAUUAUCAUUGAACGAAGAAAAACAACAACUUGAAACUCAACUUACAGGAGUUCCUAAGAUGCAGCAGAGAUUAAAAGAGCUCUGUUCUAUUUUGGGAGAGGAUUCUGUGUUACUUACUAAAAAGGGAAGCUUUGUCAAUUUGGAAACAUCUACUUUGAGUGAUAUUCAAGAAUGA
This is a messenger RNA of Lottia gigantea (owl limpet), 2214 nucleotides long. RefSeq lists its product as hypothetical. Lineage: Eukaryota; Metazoa; Mollusca; Gastropoda; Lottiidae. The record is from RefSeq and is a predicted model, not a curated record. The transcript has 10 exons. Gene Ontology annotation, biological process: long-chain fatty acid import into peroxisome; very long-chain fatty acid catabolic process; peroxisome organization. The coding region runs from base 1 to 2214 and encodes 737 amino acids. Gene Ontology annotation, cellular component: peroxisomal membrane. Gene Ontology annotation, molecular function: ATP hydrolysis activity; ABC-type transporter activity; long-chain fatty acid transmembrane transporter activity.